Molecule: messenger RNA, 2718 nt
Organism: Sorghum bicolor (sorghum)
Lineage: Eukaryota; Viridiplantae; Streptophyta; Magnoliopsida; Poales; Poaceae
Product: putative disease resistance protein RGA4
Exons: 1
Coding region: 1-2718 (905 amino acids)
Biological process (GO): defense response to other organism
Molecular function (GO): ADP binding
Source: RefSeq, a predicted model, not a curated record
AUGGAUCGGCUGAGUAACAUGCUGGGAGACCGACCGCUGAAGAGCAUCUUCGCGGCGCUCGGUCUCCCGGAUAAGAUCGGCGGCGCGGUGAUCGACGCUCUCUGCUCUCGGGGAGCCCGCCUGUGGAACGUCGAGGAGGAGGCCGACAAGCUGCGGCGCACCAAGGAGCGCAUCCGCGCCGUGCUCGAGGACGCCGAGCAGCGCCGCUUCGUGGACCACGACUCCGUCAGGCUCUGGCUCCGGGAGCUCAGGGCCGCCGCCUUCGACGUCGACGCCCUGCUCGACCGUCUGGGCACCGUCACGGCCGUGUCCAGGCUAGCGGCCGCCGAGCAGUCGCGGAAGCGGAAGCGGCUCUGGCCCAGCGUCGAGCUCGGCCCGCGGCAGCGGUGGGAGCUGGAUGACAAGAUCGCCCAGAUCAACGAACGCCUCGACGAGAUCAACAGGGGCAGGAAAAGGUACAGGUUGCAGGCCGGGGACGGGAGGAGGACGACGGCUCAACCGAUGCAGCGCCCACGGUUCCUUGAAUCUGCCGCGCAUCGCGACGAGAGGCCCAUUGGCCGCAACGAAGAGAUGGAGAAGAUUGUCCGUGCUCUGUUUUCUGACAGUACAGAAAUGGGGGUGAUUUCCAUCUGGGGAACGGCAGGCAUUGGGAAGACAGCACUGGCACAGUCGGUUUGCAAAGAUCCUCAGGUACAAAACUUCUUCACUGAUAAGAUCUGGGUUUGGUUACCAGAUAGGUGUGAUGUCAGGAAGGCCACCAAAAUGAUCAUCGAAGCUGUGACCAGUAAAAAAUGUGAGCUUCUAAGCUUGGACAUAUUGCAGCAACGGCUGCACGACCACCUACAUAAAAAGCACUUUUUACUGGUGAUUGAUAACCUUUGGGCAGAGGGCUUUCAGUUCUGGGAAUUUAUGAGGCCCUCAUUGACUGGUGGAGCGGACGGAAGCAAGGUUCUGAUCACUACUCAACACGAAAGGGUGUCUAGGAUGAGUUCCACCAUUCUAAACAUCCAUUUAGAGCGUAUGGAAGAUGAAGAAUGCUGGCAAAUCCUCAAACUCUAUGCGUUCUUGGGGUGGAGCAGCAGAGAUCAGCAUGAUCUGGAAUCCAUUGGGCGGAGGAUUGCCACCAACUGCCAAGGCUCCCCGUUGGCUGCUAAAUCUCUUGGUGUGCUAUUGUCCGACACUCAUGGAGACAGAGAACAGUGGGAAAGCAUACUAGGUGAAAUGCAGAUUCUUGAAGAUGACAAAAACACAAACAACAUAUUACCAAGUUUGCAGAUAAGUUAUCAGCACUUGUCAUAUCAUCUCAAACAAUGUUUUGCCUUCUGUUCAAUACUUCCUCCUGGUGUUGAGUUUGAGAAGGAUGAGCUGGUUAGACUCUGGAUAGCUGACGGUCUUGUUAAGAGUAAUGGAAGGAAAAGGGUUGAGAUGGAAGCAGGAAGAUGCUUUAAUGAGCUUCUAUGGAGGUCAUUCUUUGAAAUUUCACACAACUUCCCUAAUCAAAAGUUUAGAGUGCCAAGUUUGAUGCUUGAACUAGCACAACUUGUCUCUAAACAUGAAUCUCUGACUCUCAGCCCUGACAGUUCACCGGUAGCUGAAGCUGACCAUCCUGAGUGGAUUCGUUAUACAACUAUAUUGUGCCCAAAAGAUGAGCCUCUUGCAUUUGACAAGAUUUAUCAUUAUGAAAAUUCGAGGCUCUUGAAACUAUGUCCCACAAUGAAACUACCCUUGAAUCAGGUACCAUCGGCACUUUUCUCGAAGUUAACUUGUCUGCGUGCACUAGACCUGAGUUACACUGAGCUAGACUUCCUGCCAGAUUCUGUUGGGUUCUGUCUACACCUCAGAUACCUCAAUCUUCGGAAUACUCUGAUAAAGACUCUUCCAAAAACUGUCUGCAACCUAUUCAAUUUGCAGACACUUGACCUCAGGGACUGUUAUUGGCUCAUGGAUUUGCCUGCAGACAUGAGCCGCUUAGUUAACUUGCGGCACCUUAGUUUACAUAUUGAUUGGGAUAGAGUUACUGCUUUUAGAUCAAUGCCAAGUGGCAUUGACCGGUUACAGUCACUUCAAACUCUUUCCAGAUUUAUUGUGGUCUCCAAGGAUGGAGGCAAGUGCAACAUUAAUGAGUUGAAGAAUUUGAAGAUCCGUGGAGAGCUUUGUCUUCUUAAUUUGGAAGCUGCCACCAAUGACGGUGUCAUGGAAGCUAAUUUGCGCGGGAAGGAGUAUUUGCGCGAACUGAUGCUGAAAUGGAGUGAGGACACCUGCAAGGAUGAGCAGCAGCAGGGCAUAGAGAACAGUGAGACUGUCAUUGAGGCACUCUGUCCACAUACCAGCCUCAAGCAUCUUCGGAUAGAAAAUUACCCUGGAAGGCGAUUUCCUUCUUGCUUCGAGAACCUCUCAUCUCUGGAAUCCCUGGAGAUAAUUUCUUGCCCCAGGCUCACUCAAUUUUCCGUGAAGAUGAUGCAGUCUCUCAGGAACUUAAAGAUACGUCAAUGUGCUGAUCUUGCAGUUCUCCCCAGAGGCCUGUGCAACCUAGAAUCCCUUCAUUGUCUGGAAGCCGAUGGCGCUCCAAAUCUGAGAAUAAGUGCAGUGGACAUAUUGCCAAGAAACAUCUCACAAUUGGUUGUUAGUGGUUGCGAUGCACUAGAGAGAUGGUGCGUGGAAGAAGGCGCAGAGAGAGUGCAGCAAAUUCCUGAUGUUAGGAUUCAAUUUAAUAAUUGA